Molecule: messenger RNA, 768 nt
Organism: Colletotrichum higginsianum IMI 349063
Lineage: Eukaryota; Fungi; Ascomycota; Sordariomycetes; Glomerellales; Glomerellaceae
Exons: 2
Coding region: 1-768 (255 amino acids)
Source: RefSeq, a predicted model, not a curated record
AUGUACAAGGCCGCGAUACCGCAAGGGCCCAUACUGUCAAGAGCAUUUAGGUGUGCCAACGACCAGGUCAGAGUUCACGAUGCUCGCUUCACCAAUCAUCUUUGUUGGGACCACCAGCCUGUCGAAACUCGCGAGGCUUGGUUCAACGGGACCCUCUUUUCAAACCACGAAGCAUACGGGGCAGGUGCUCCCGAUCAUCAUCAGCAGCAGCGCGCCCGGCGACGCCGUUCGCGCCAGAAAAACAAUCCCACAUUGGCCGAGGCCGCUUCAGAACCAGUGCACGAGCCUCGAGAGCACAUUUCCGAGGCCUCCUCGUCCGACGUCGAUGACGAUGACGAUGCUUCGAGCGUGGGCCGCCGGCUGCCUACGAUAGAGGAGACCGACAAAGCCGACACUGCGGUCUGCUUGAACAGGGCGCCGCGAGAUAUCUCUCUAGAAACAGAGCCAGGAACGCCAACCGCUCGUCGCAGUCAAAAGACGGUGCAUUUCGCCGAGUCUCCCCCCCGGGUGUCCUUCCCGGAGAAGCACCACGGUGCGACGGCAUCCGUCCGGGCUGUCGAUCCUGUACAGUCUCCCUCGGCAACCCGCCUCCGGUCUUCCCGUCACCGGCGCAGCGUUGACGGUCGACACGCAACACACUCGUCGCCCAAGACUUCGAGUAGCGCCGUUACCCCGGUGGUGCAUAACCGCGAGAAGCGUAGGAGCACCGGCAGCACCCCCAAGUCAGCCGACGCCAAGCGAGCACCGAGACCAAGGUCCAGCCCUUGA